This is a messenger RNA of Fusarium coffeatum, 834 nucleotides long. RefSeq lists its product as uncharacterized. The transcript is spliced from 2 exons. Lineage: Eukaryota; Fungi; Ascomycota; Sordariomycetes; Hypocreales; Nectriaceae. The record is from RefSeq and is a predicted model, not a curated record. Bases 1 to 834 code for a protein of 277 amino acids.
AUGAGAUUGUCGUGGGCCAGACAGGCCGCAAUCUAUGGCCUCUUGUCUGUCGUCGCCGCAGACGUACUACCAGUGGAUGACAUCCCCUUGAUGUGUGUGACCAUCUGCGGCCCAAUCGUCGAGUUGACAUCAAAGUGUGAUAUCCAUGGACAACGUAUGUCGAAGCGGCAAGUAGACUCGGAGUGGGUUCCUAAGCUGGCCGUGGAACCUCCUGCGUUGGACAAGAGGAGCUUUUCGAUUAUCAGAGCUGCGCCAACAUCGUUUCCGCCCGAGUUCAUGCCUGAAGAGAGCACCACUACAUCCAUAUCGACCUCGACUACGGAGGAGACUACAAGUGCUGUUGAUGAAACGUCGACGUUACUUUCGACCAAGAAGCGUACCACAAUGGCUUCAAUGCUUAUGGAAACAACAACAGCGACUCAGACUACCGUGUCAGCUUCCAAAGAGAGAUCGCAAACAACGAGUGGUUCUUGGGGAGGAAGUGCUUUGCAGACACACGCCCCACCUGAGGGUGACCCGGAGAGAGAAUGUGUCUGUCUGAACAAGAGCUUCGAUGUAGCCAAAGUGGCAGCCCUGUGUCAAGACUGCAUCGUCGUGGAUGGACACAAGCAAAACAACAUGGACAUCAUCAUGAAGGCCUGUGGUUUUGAUAAACGCACUUAUACUCCCGAAAAGGACAGCGAGGUAGACAAUGUCAGAGUUGAGGCGACGCGGCCGACUGGUAUGGCCACGAUGGAGCAUGCACCAGCCAGUGCUGGCUCUGGAGUAGAAGCUCUCAGCAUGCCCUUGGUUGGUCUUUUCAGUUCUUUAUUGGGCUUUGCCAUGGCAAUGUGA